Messenger RNA from Frankliniella occidentalis (western flower thrips), 2704 nucleotides. RefSeq lists its product as uncharacterized. NCBI's taxonomy places the organism in Eukaryota, Metazoa, Arthropoda, Insecta, Thysanoptera, Thripidae. Gene Ontology annotation, molecular function: zinc ion binding. The record is from RefSeq and is a predicted model, not a curated record. The coding region runs from base 175 to 1848 and encodes 557 amino acids. The transcript is spliced from 3 exons. Gene Ontology annotation, cellular component: nucleus.
UCCCCCUCUCCCCCUCCCUCCCGCUAUCCCGCUCGGCUCAAGUCCCGCACCGUUCACUCAGUAAUUCAGACGCUGCAGUUUCGAAGUGUUUCUCUGUCUUCGCAGAUGACAUUAUUUAACAAUUCCGCGCAAUCUACCUUGUUGAAUUAACAAGCAGCCCCCUCAACAGCAAAAAUGGGUGACGGUCUAAUGGAUUUUAGAGAAAGAUGUCGCUUAUGCAUUGAGCCCAAACGGCUAAGCAUAGACAUUUUCAGUGAGGAGGGCAGAAGAAUAAAGCUGAAAUCGAAAAUCAACAAAAACUUGCCAUUAAAGGUGUCACAGUCUGAUGGGUUACCCAACCAAAUCUGUUACCAAUGUCUCUUUCGUCUGGAGACUUGGGUUAGCUUUAAACAGCUUUGUAUGGAAAGAGACCAAGUCAUGAAAACUUGGUCACAGCCUUAUUUGGAUGAAACUUGUGAAUCACAUGGUUCUUUUAAUGGAGUCAAAAGUACGAAGAGUGGAAAGUUGAAGGUGUCGAGUAGUCCUCAAAUUGCAAAUGUACAUCCUAUAGCAAGAGAUGAGGAGUCUAACAUUGAUGGCUUUGCCUCCAGUAACCAGAUGGAUGAUGCAAAAAGUGAUACAUCUGUAUGGGAAGUUGUGAAAAGGGAUGAUGCUGACAAUGUGGACUGUGAGAGCCUUGAAAAGAAUGCUGCUCAAAGCCCUCAAGAUAAUGUCAAUGCCUCUGAUUACUGCAUCUCACAAGAGAACAUGAAUGAUGAAAAGCAUGAUUGGAACAGACGCAAAGCCCGGAAGCCAAGCAAAGUUGCUAGUUCAGGUUCUGACAUGAGCUCCAGCAAUGAUUUAGAUGCUUCAUGCUCUGCUUUGUUGUCUCAGUCUUUAGAUUCUCCAUUGGUCUCUAAUUCAUCCUGUUCCAAGCAGUCUCCACGACAACUCGAGUUGCUGUCGUCAGAGAAGAGCCCUCCUCCACUCAAAAGAAAACGGGGACGUCCUUCUAAGGCGUUCCUACAAAGAGAAAGAGAGCUAAAGAAAAUAAAGGACCUAGAGAAACCCAAUUUAGAUGAAGUUGUCACUACUGUGAAGGACAGUAAAACAGAUCAAGGUAUCAAAGUCGAAAAGGAAAUAGAUGUGACGGAGAAUAAAGAAUUGGAAUCAGGCCAAGUACGCCUCCGUCCUAUGACCCCAGAAUUCACACCAAUCGAGAGGGAUGAUGGUUCUGGAAUUACAGAAGUUGUUUUAGAUGAUCCUGAUUUUGGUAGUAUGAAAUUCACUUUGAGUGUUGUUGAUAUUGAAAGCCCAACAUCAAGUCCUAUCCCAGCUGAUAUUUACAAGUACAAUUAUGCAUGUAGCAAUGUAACUCUCAGUUCAGAUUCUCUCCAUCGAGAAGACUUUGAAGGAUUUGAAAGUCCCUGUAGCUCAAGUUUUGUAAAGUCACCUAAAGAUGACUCUGUUUCACCGUAUAGUGAGAUAUCACGAUCUAGAAGUCAGGCUGACAUUAGAAAUGAUGACUCUGAAGACAAUCUCUCUCCCAGUGCCAAAAGAAAGCGUAGCUCUUCUGCAUCUGGGGAUUUCAGGGCCAAUUGCCCAGUCUCUGAAGAUUUGGCCAGUUCUGGACAGGAAGAUGAAACUCUUGAGAGUAAUGGGGUCACUUUACUUGCAGAGACUGAGAAAGUGCUUCAAUUGUCAAAAAGUUUGGAGAACAUUAGCAAUUUAAAUGUUAAUACUAAGCAAGGGUCAGAUGAUUCAGAAGAAAGAAAUGCGUAUUCAGAUGGGGAACUGUCUGAAUCACCUAGCAAAAAGAUUAGAAGAAAAUCACUUCCCUCUCUAAUGUCUGAGAUUGUCACAGUUUGAGAUAGAUACCUUUCAACUGCUGCCAGUUUCAAGAAGAAAAAACAUUUCUUUGGUAGGGAUCAUUUGUCAGGAGAUUAUUAAAGUAGUUAAAAAUGUAUUCAUUACUUUUUAUUCUACCCAAAGUUAUUUUAUCUUAUUUUAAAAAUACCCACUGAUUAAGUGGUUGUUGACUAUAUCAAACCAUCCCCAUAUUUAUAUUUCAGUUUUGUUUUUCUGUGAGGAUUGAUCCGUACAGACCAUAUCUGGGUUUUUGUGGGGCGAUAAAAUCUUUUUAGAAAUACUGUAUGUUAUCCAUUUUUGUGUACUUAUAGUGAUGCUAAGGUUGUACUUGUACUGGUACUGGAUCACUAAAGAUAAGGAACAUUAAUUUCCUUAAUUAUUUUUUUUUUGUCAGUAGAUAAUGCCUUGUCAAGCCACAUUCCUCUUCAUUACACUUAUGAAGGCUACGUUUUAUGAACUGAGACAUUGAAGGUUAUGUACAUAAUAAUCAAACAAUGAAUGAUAGUUCUGCCUGCGCUGUGAAUUAUUUAUAGAUGUUAUGUAUUUAUUGUAGAAUGUGGAUUAUGUUAACUAAUUUAACUGACAAUAGUGCUUCAUAAUCUUGAAAUGUGGUGGAUUUAGUCUUGUGAGGCAAGGUGCCGCUGUCCCCAUACUUUGAUUGGCUAGCCUAACUUGACAAGCCAUUCACCAAUCACAGUCGUCAAAACAUCUGAAGGGAGCUGCCUCAGUUAGAGCAAGGUGUCUUGCCUCCUCAUAUGACUAAAUAAAUCCAACAGUAAUUCAUUUGUCAUUCUUCUGAUAUGAUAACAUUUAAUCAAAUAUAUAAUGAAGGUAAUAAAAUACAUAUUUAGAAGAA